GCUUCCUUUUCCAAUCUACCAAGGAACAAAAGUGUAUCGUUCUCUUUAGAGCUAAGGCCAUCCGGCGACGUACACUAUAAUUUUUUAUUAAUCCAUACAAAAAAAGCUAAUAAAAUGGCAGGAGAAGACGAGUUAGCAUGCGUGUAUGCCGCAUUGAUCCUUGCAGAUGACCAAGUUGCAAUUACCAGUGACAAAAUAGCAACUCUCUUAAAAGCUGCUGGUGUAUCUGUUGAACCAUACUGGCCUGGUCUGUUUGCAAAGGCUCUUGAUGGUAUGAAUGUUAAAGAUCUGAUCACCAAUGUUGGUAGUUCAGCUGGUUCUGCCCCUGCUGCUGCUGCUGCUCCAGCCCCUGCUGCUGCAGCUGCAAGCAAGGCUCCUGCAGAAGAGAAAAAGAAGGAAGCUAAGAAAGAAGAGUCAGAUCACUCAGAUGAGGAUAUGGGCUUUGGGCUAUUUGACUAAAGAUGUUAUACAUUCAUGUAAUAAACCUUUGAUGUU
This is a messenger RNA of Biomphalaria glabrata, 495 nucleotides long. RefSeq names its product 60S acidic ribosomal protein P1-like. Gene Ontology annotation, cellular component: ribosome; cytosolic large ribosomal subunit. The record is from RefSeq and is marked provisional. Gene Ontology annotation, molecular function: ribonucleoprotein complex binding; structural constituent of ribosome; protein kinase activator activity. NCBI's taxonomy places the organism in Eukaryota, Metazoa, Mollusca, Gastropoda, Planorbidae. Gene Ontology annotation, biological process: translational elongation; cytoplasmic translation.